Achroia grisella is the source of this 1158-nucleotide messenger RNA. RefSeq lists its product as uncharacterized. The transcript is spliced from 5 exons. The record is from RefSeq and is a predicted model, not a curated record. Gene Ontology annotation, molecular function: carbohydrate binding. NCBI's taxonomy places the organism in Eukaryota, Metazoa, Arthropoda, Insecta, Lepidoptera, Pyralidae. The coding region runs from base 147 to 1079 and encodes 310 amino acids.
AAUUUUAUAUUUACUAUUUACAAACGCGGACACUUGAAAAGUUGGUGCCUAUAAUGUUUAAAUUUUCCGUUCAAAAUGACAAAAAGACUCGAAACUAAUACUCACUGUUUUAGAUCUGAUAUUUAUAUAUAUAAUUUCAUGAUAGAAUGCCUGUAUUCACUGCUAACAUACCUAGCACUCUUAAAGUUGGAGAUAGAAUUGAAAUUGGCGGAAAAAUCAAGGAGAAUGCUAGAAAAAUGUCGGUGAACCUGUGUGCCCAAGAAGGCGAGGAGCCCCGUGACGUGGUCCUCCAUUUCGACGUGCGUUUCCAUCGUGACAACAUCAUCUCAUUGUCCAGGAAGAACGGAAUUUGGAUCGGCAGCGGCAACUAUGACACCAACUAUAACAUGUUUGUGCCUGGUACAAUUUUCAGAAUUAUCUUUGAAGUGAAGGAUACAGAUGUCAUAACCAUCUACUGUCAGGGCAAGUUCCACUCCAACUUCUUGCCCAAGAUACCUUUGGUGAUGGCCAAGUAUAUUGUGGCAUGGGCCGACGUCGAGAGGAUCACGCAUUGUUUCUUUCAUAUUGGCAAUAAGGGUUUGAGCGGUGAUGAAAUGACAUCACCAAAUACUUACCAGCCACCGUCACCUCGGACAGCAAUGGUCAUUGGUGACGCUAAACGUUGUUCCAGACCUUCAAAAAAAUCUACACCCGGAUCACCUCAGCUACACUCCUCAAACGAGAGCUCUGACGAUGAGAAACAAAGACCCAAAGCUGAAGGUCGCGCCGACAGAUAUUUCUACGAAACACUAAUGUGCCAGGAACGUCCGAAAUAUUCACCGGAAUCUAUUAAAUACAGACGCGACCAUAGUGCAGCUAGAAGCAACACAGAGUACAGAAAGUACAGAGACAUGACAGACACAGAGAAGAAUGACAGCGAGGAUUAUUCGGAGGAGCUCGCCUCUAAAAAUGUAGAUUCGUCUGUGGGCGAAUCGGAUGACGUGCUGCGGGAUUUGGGCGCGAAAAAGCGUGGAAGGCGCGGCAAAUUUCCAUUCGCCCAAGUCGUAAAUUUUAUGGGGAAAACGGGCAAAAGAAAUUAGCAUUGUGCCAUAAUGGAGAGUUGUAUUUCAAUUGGUGAUUUCUGUUUUUUUUAUAAAUAUUGUUUUCGUUUUGAUUUGU